Messenger RNA from Choloepus didactylus (southern two-toed sloth), 714 nucleotides. Its product is annotated as glutathione S-transferase A5-like. The transcript is spliced from 7 exons. The record is from RefSeq and is a predicted model, not a curated record. Lineage: Eukaryota; Metazoa; Chordata; Mammalia; Pilosa; Megalonychidae. Gene Ontology annotation, molecular function: glutathione transferase activity. Gene Ontology annotation, biological process: glutathione metabolic process; xenobiotic metabolic process.
AUGACAGAGAAGCCCAUGCUUCACUACUUCAAUACACGAGGCAGCAUGGAGUCCGUCCAGUGGAUCCUGGCUGCAGCUCGAGUGGAAUUUGAAGAAAAAUUCGUAGAAACUACCGAAGACUUGGGAAAGUUAAAAAAUGGUGGGAGUUUGAUGUUCCGGCAAGUCCCAAUGGUUGAAAUUGAUGGGAUGAAUCUGGUGCAGACCAGAGCCAUCCUCAACUACACGUCCUCCAAAUACAACCUCUAUGGCAACGACACAAAGGAGAAAGCCCUCAUUGAUAUGUGUAUAGAAGAACUAGCAAACUGGAACAUGAUCUUUCCUUUGUAUGUGUAUCUACCUGAGUAAAAAGAUGAGGAGAUGGCCCUGGUCAAAGAGAGAAUAACAAGCCAUUAUUUUCUUGUCUUUGAAAAGGCACUAAGAAACCAUGGGCAAGACUUUCUUGUGGGCAAUCAGCUAAGCUGGGCCGAUAUACAGCUUCUUGAAGUCAUCUUACUGGCUGAGGAGUACAAAUCCAGUGUCCUCUCAGGCUUCCCUCUGCUACAGGAAUUCAAGACCAGAAUCAGCCACAUCCCCACAAUUAACAAAUUCCUCCAGCCUGGGAGCCAGAGGAAACCCCCACUGGAUGAAGAAUCCAUCCAGACUCCGAAGAACAUAUUCAAAUUUGAACAUGGCAUGUUUCUUAAAAUCAUGGGCACUAUAGUAGCUGAGUAUUAG